GCCCCCGAAGGAUCCCUUCUUCGCUAUCUCUACAUCCUGGCUGCAACCGCAAGUGCCUCGGGCGUGCCCUACGCACUCACCUUUCUGCGUCGGACCAAUGGUGCUCUGUCCCGAAAGGCGGACCGUCUCGCAGGUCCAGGCGGCGGAGAGAUGGCGCUGACUUACGCCUUCAACGAGAAACGGAGCAUCGACAGAGAUAGGAAGAUGAGCACCGAGGAGGCGAUCAAGCGGUGGCAAUGGCACAACUAUGUGAGGACUUGGGUUUUGGUCUUGGGUACGGUCGCUGGGGCACUGGCCGUGGCGAUGGACUGA
Molecule: messenger RNA, 312 nt
Organism: Cladophialophora psammophila CBS 110553
Lineage: Eukaryota; Fungi; Ascomycota; Eurotiomycetes; Chaetothyriales; Herpotrichiellaceae
Exons: 1
Source: RefSeq, a predicted model, not a curated record